Triticum aestivum (bread wheat) is the source of this 2699-nucleotide messenger RNA. Its product is annotated as zinc finger MYM-type protein 1-like. The transcript is spliced from 2 exons. Bases 564 to 1586 code for a protein of 340 amino acids. The record is from RefSeq and is a predicted model, not a curated record. Lineage: Eukaryota; Viridiplantae; Streptophyta; Magnoliopsida; Poales; Poaceae.
CUGUCCCCUUCUCCACCUCGGCGAGACAGGCUUAUCCAGCCGCUACCCUUGCCGGCCGUCAGCUACUGCCCUGUUCGGCGAGGCGGCGACCCCGGCGAACUGCCGGCGAGGUGGCCCUUUCCAGGAGGCAGGAGGCGCCUUUCUCCUCAGCGGCCGCAACACAGAGGCACAGAGCAGACAGCAGCAGCCAGCAAGAGCAAAGCUAGUUCUUCCAAACCCCAAUUUCUCUUUGUAGAUGCUACUAUUUGAUGAUGGUUUUUGUCAAUUUCUAGAUAACACCGUUGUUGCUUGAUGGGAAAACAAAAUUUGACACAGUAAUUUUUUUUCAUAUAAUGUUACAGGAAGGCAAGAUGAGUAAAAGAAACAGGACAUUGAAUUCAUUUUUUGAAGUUUGAACCACUGGAACCGCAGAAACGGGUUCUUCAAUUCAAACAACUGAUAAUACCCCUCAUAUUGUAGCUCAACUCAAUCCCGGUGAUAUUGAAGCAGACCCUGGUAAGAGAAUACCAAUUGAUGAUUUGGAUGCAGACAUUAGAGAUCUUGCUAGAAGGGAGUACAUUAGUAUGGGUCCAUGCCAACCAACUAAUCAUACAUAUGAACGGUUAAAUGGUAGAAGCUUUCAUGGUUAUUGGUUCAAUGAUCAUCGCGGCUGGUUGGAAUAUAGCAUUGAAAAAAACACAUCCUUUUGCUUUUAUUGUUUCCUAUUUAAGCAACCAAGCGCUGAAAACUAUGGUAUUGAAGCAUUCACGAAAAAUGGAUUUAAAUCUUGGAAGGAUGGGGCUAAAGUUUUCAAUCAGCAUGUUGGCAAGCAUGAUAGUGCUCAUAAUAAAUCUAGGCAACAUUAUGAGGAUUUAAAAAAUCAAAGACAAAAUUUGCCACAUGUGUUUGAUAGGGGUUCUAAUAAGAAAGAAGAAGAAUACAAAGCUCGUCUCUUGAUUAUAAUGGGUAUUGUCAAAUUUUUGCUACUACAAGCUCUUGCCUUUCGUGGUCAUGAUGAGUCUACUAGCUCAAUGAAUAAGGGUAACUUUAGAGAGUUGUUGGACUUGUUCAUAAAGAAAGACCCAAAGGUGGAAAAAUUGUUUGGGGAUGCAGGAGAUAACCAUAAAUUGACUUCACAUGAGAUACAAUUGGAUUUAUGCAAGGCUUGUUCACAAGAGACCACCAAAGUCAUUCUUGAGGAGAUUGGAGGGAGUAAAUUUGCAUUACUUGUUGAUGAGUCCAGAGAUGCAUCUAUGAAGGAGCAAAUGGCUAUGUGUUUGAGGUAUCUUGGCAAACGAGGAGAGGUGAUUGAGAGAUUCAUGGCAGUUGAGCAUGUUCCUGACAAGAAAGCAACUUCACUAAAUAUAGCUUUGGAUGGUAUGUUUGCUACUCUUGGCUUGUCUAUGUCUAAUUUGAGAGGGCAGGGUUAUGAUGGGGCGUCAAACAUGAGAGGGGAAUUCCGUGGAUUGCAAAGAUUGAUCUUGGAGGAAAAUCCUUAUGCUCACUAUAUACAUUGUUUUGCCCAUCAGUUACAAUUAGUGGUUGUUGCUGUUGCCAAGUGUUGUUCAUCAGUAAGGGAUUUUUUAAUAGACAAGCAUGGUUGUUAACAUUGUUAAUGCUUCUUGUAAAAGACAUGAUCAGUUAGCCCAAGAGCAACAUGGUGACAUAGUGCGACAGAUAGAGGCUGGGGAACUUCUUGUGGGAAGAGGGAAAAACCAAUUAACUAACCUUGCUAGACCUGGUGAUACACGGUGGGGUCACAUCAUAAAACCUUGUGCCGUCUUGUUGAGAUGUGAAAACCAGUUUUGAAGGUAUUAGAAAAUUUACACAAUGAUGCAGAUAAUGUUGCCUAAAGAACCACAGCUGCUAGGUUGAUAAAGCACAUAGAGUCCUUUGAAUUUGUUCUCAUAUUGCAUCUUAUGAUUAGAUUAUUGGGCAAGACUAACAAUCUCUCACAAUGCAAGCAAUUGAAAAAUCAUCAUAUUGUACGUGCUGUGGGAUUGAUUAAAACCACGUUGGAGGAUAUUCAAGAGAUAAGGCAUAAUGGUUGGGAUGAGCUCUUUAAAGAGGUAACCGACUUUUGUGUCAAAUACAACAUUGUAGUGCCAAAUAUGGAAGAUAUAAGAACUGCUAAUGGGCGUUCAAGAACUUGGGGUGGGCAAUUGGUAACAUACAACCACCAUUUCAAAAAUGAAGUAUUCAAUGUGUUGCAUGAUCAACUUAUUGCGGAGUUAAACAACCGCUUUGCUGAAAGGUCUACUCAAUUGUUGAGAUGCAUUGCUUGUCUUGAUCCCAAGAAUUCAUUUGCCAAUUAUAAUGAAGACAAGCUAGUAGAUCUUGCUAAUAUGUAUGAUGCUGAUUUCUCUACAUAUGAAGUUGCUUUUGUCCUUAGAAACCAACAAUUAGACUCAUUCAUUCGGGAAGCAAGAACAGAUCCACAUUUGAUGAAUUGAAAUGACCUUGGUCAUCUUGCCAUGAAUAUGGUUACAGCUCAUAUGCACACAACGUUUCCCUUGGUUUACCGUCUUGUUGAGUUAGCAUUGGUUUUACCUAUUGGAACCGCAACAGUGGAAAGGGCAUUCUCAGCAAUGACUAUUAUCAAGACUGGAUUGAGGAACAAAAUGGGUGAUGAUUGGAUUAAUCAUAGAAUGGUAUGUUACAUUGAGCGAGAUGUAUUUGUUAGUAUCGAAGAAUUAAAGAUCAUCGAGCGAUUUCAAGGU